This is a messenger RNA of Anolis carolinensis (green anole), 9196 nucleotides long. It is a transcript of the gene plekho2, whose product is annotated as pleckstrin homology domain containing O2. The transcript has 6 exons. The coding region runs from base 580 to 2481 and encodes 633 amino acids. The record is from RefSeq and is a predicted model, not a curated record. Gene Ontology annotation, biological process: macrophage apoptotic process. NCBI's taxonomy places the organism in Eukaryota, Metazoa, Chordata, Lepidosauria, Squamata, Anolidae.
UCCUCUUCUUCUUUUUCCUCUUCUUCUUCUUGCUCCUCCUUUUCUUCUUCCUCUUCUUUUUCCUCUUCUUCAUCUUCUUCUUUUUCCUCUUCUUCUUCUUGCUCCUCCUCCUCUUCUUCUUCUACUUCUCCUUCUUCCUCUUCUUCUUCUUCUUCUUCUCCUCCUCCUCCUUCUUCCUCUUCUUCUUCUUCUUUCUCCUCCUACUCAUUCUCUUCCUCCUCCUCCUCCUCCCCCCCCCCCCUUUGCCGGCCCCCAAGAGCUCCAACUCUGCCGGAAACUCGGGCUUUUCUUCCUCUCCUGCGGCCGGGCUGCCUCCUUUUUGCAAACUUCUCUUGCGCGAGAGAGAGAGAGAGAGAGGCAGAGAGAUCUUCCUCCUCCUCCUCCUCUUUCCGAAGGGCCCGAAGUUUCUCUUCCGAGCCGGGAGCCCCGAAGGACCCUCUUGCAAGCCGCACGGACCCCACGACAGCCCCAGAGGCCAUGGAGCAGCCCGGGGGACCCUGAAGCCGAGCCGGGUCGCCUUUCCACCGGAGAGCCCUUGAAAGCAUUGCCGGGCCCUUCUCCUCCUCCUCCAUUCCCACCAUGGAAGAUGGAGUGAAGGAGGAGGCUGCUGAGAAGCCAAAAUGUCCCACCAAGACGUACAAAGCUGGCUGGAUCAAAAAGAGCAGUGGUGGCCUUCUGAGUCUUUGGAAAGAGCGUUAUAUCCAGCUGUGUCAAUCCCAGAUCUUGAUCUAUGAAAAUGAGCAAGAAGAGAAGUGUGUUGAGACUGUGGAGCUGGAAAGAUACGACAGGUGCCAAGACUUGCGGGCUCUCCUCAAAAGGAAGAAUCGGUUCAUUUUAAUUCGGGCUCCAGGAUAUAAGGUUCAGGAUAUCAAAUUUCAGGCAUUAAAUGGGGAAGAAAAGGAGUCCUGGAUGAAAGCCCUCAACGAAGGCAUCAACCGAGGCAAAAACAGGGUCUUUGAUGAGGUGAAAGUUGACGAAAGUCUGUCCCUGGAGCAUGUGACGCGAGGGAGAGCCAAGCAAGCACAUGGCCGCCGGCCGCCAACCAGAAGCCAUCUAAAGGAGGUUGCCAAUGCAAUGUCAGAUGGAAUACUGAGGCUUGACCUGGAUGUGCCCGAUAGUGGUCCUCCAAAUAUCACCUUGGUGACAGGGGAUCCGGAUGCUAUUCCUCUCGCAAAGGAGACAUUGAAUCCACCCAUGCCGCCGACAAGUGUGCCGAUCCUUCCUACGGAGGAUUCCAAUCCCAAUUCUACCCUAGAAGAUUUGGAGUUGAAGAAACCCCCAAUGCCUCCUGCUAAGCCUCCGAAGGAAGCGGGAGCAUCCAGUGAAAAUAUUAACUCUGUGGGAGUAGAGAAGGAGGAGGAUGACGAUAUUGCUGAAGAUGCUGAAGAAUCUAAAGGUAGAUUUAAGAAACCACUUAUGCCUCCAGCCAAGCUUCUUAAAGAAAUAGCUGCAAAUGAAGAUACGGAUUCUGUGGAAGAGGAAAAGGAGGUGGAAGAUGAUAUUGAAAUGUCCAAAACCGGAUCCAAGAAGCCCCCAGUGCCUCCCGUGAAGCCUCAUAAAGAAGUUACUGAAAAUAUGGACUCUGUAAAGGGAAAAGAAAAGGAGAGAGAGGAAGAAGAGAAGCAUGUUGCUGUUACAGGUGAAGAUGCUGAAGAAUCCAAAGUUGUCCCAAUGGAGGCUCCCAAACCUCCACUUGUUCCCUUGAAGGUCUUGUCUGAUAAGCUGAAGGUUUCAUGGGACAGUCCUUCCUCUGAACAGCUUGGAAAUCCAUCAACAGAUGGUAGCAAAGAAGAUCUCCUAGAGGUAGACAAAGAAGGAGCCCAACCUCCAAGACCACCACCUAAGAUUUUGUUAGAGGGGCCUCAAGACAGUGUGAGUUGUUCUUGGAGCAGCCCAGAGGAAGAUACAUCCGGAGGUGACCACCACCAAGCUGGAGAUGCCAAACCACCAGUGAAUGGUUUUGAUGGUGAUAGAACAACAGAGUCUGUUUUUCACAACGGAGAGGAGCAUCUCCCUUCUCAAACGCUGCAAGAGUCUUCAUCAGAACUUGGAGCAAAUAAGUGUCUAAGCUUGCCUUCUAAAGACCCGGUUCCCAUCGCAGGAGUGGUGGGAAGUGCUGUGAUGUCUAAGCCUCGUUGUGCCUCCCUGGUGGACCUCCUGUCGGAACCAACCACGGGGCGGGAUCCCCAGUGGGCCGACCUCCACGUGGCUCACAUGAAGAAGAAAGUGGCGUGCGAACAGGAGAGAACCGAGAAGCUCCUGCAGAAGGUCCUACAGCGGGGACUCGAGCAGGCCCAGGAGGACAACAGACCGCCGCUCAACGCAGAGACGUUGCUCAAUGCAGCGGCGGCACAGCUCCGGCAAGCCACGCAGGUCCUGCAAGAGGUCAGAGAUUUAGGAGAAAUGAAAAAGGAUCCCACCAAGCACCAGAAAGGAGCACCAAAGGAUCUGGUGACUCUGUAUAGGAGAAGUGCUCCUUGAGAGGAAGGUGCUUUUCAUACUGCACCACUUAGUUGACGUUGUCAGAGAGCACCCUUUCUGCUAUCCUGCUAGGCCAGUGUCUUCAAAGAGCAGGGGCCGUGGUCUUGCUGUGCCUCCCCACUAACAGAAUAGAACAUUUUGCUAAAUGUUUCAGCAUCUUUUUUUAUUAUUUUGAACCCUGCUGGUGGUUGUGAGAGACCAUCCAGGGGAUUGAAAGGCAGAGGCUUUCUGAAAGGCAAGCUGUAGUGAGGCCAAGGGUGUGCCUCUCUCUUUCUGCCCUUCUUUUAUUUUUAUUUAUUUUAUUUACAGCAUUUAUAUUCCGCCCUUCUUUCUCACCCCGAAGGGGACUCAGGGCGGAUCACAUUACACAUAUAAGGCAAACAUUCAAUGCCUUUUAACAUAGAACAAAGACAAGACAAACAUAGGCUCCGAGCGGGCCUCGAACUCAUGAGUUCCUGGUCAGAGUGAUUCAUUGCAGUUAAUUGCACUGGCUUGCUCUCCCGUCUGAGCCACAGCCCGGGCCCGAUCUGGACGAUCCUUUGAAGGGACAGAUGUUCUAGAUUAGCCAAGAGUGUCCAGCUGUGACAACUAUUUCCCAAUAUCAAUUUCUCCUGAUUCGACCAUGUGGUGGUAUGGCCAUCCUUGCACAAGAGUGCCUGCUCUGGGGUUGGGACGUUCCUGAAAUCUAAAAUGACUUUUUUAAAGAGUUUGCUGAGAGAGACCUCAAACAUCUAAGGUCAUGUGUUUAUCCAUCUCCUCCUCAACAGUGUUAUGGUAAUCUCUGAGCGGUUAGACUCAAUUCAACCCUCUCUGGGGGAGAUUCCACCAAAAUGCAGCAGAGUAGCAAAAGCUUUCAAAUGCAAGUUACUAACACAGGGUGAGAAAAGAGAAACCUUUCAGCUUAGGAUGGCAAUCGAUUGCAGAGUCUCAGUAAAAGUUCAAAAAGUAUUUAAAAAAGAACUCCAUUGUAGAUAGAAAGGCUUGGGAGCUGUCUAGUCUACUCUAAACUGGUUUCUAAGGAAAAUAAGAAAGGAAAAAUAACAAACAUCUAAAUAGUUACAUCUUGCCAGGAGAGACAGAAAGAUGCUGCUUGUUAGCUAGAAGAACAAAGGGAGAGGAAUGAACCAAAAUGGUCCAGUUUAUUGGGGCCAUAAAAGACAUUCUGACUAAUGAGAAGUUAGUGUCCCUAAAGAUUCACAUUUCUACUAACUUCAAAGUAAGGGAUGUGACAUAAACAGGAUAGAGUGAAACACAGUAAAGCCUAUCUGGGUAUGCUUUGGAAACAGGGAAGGAUUCCCUCAAUCUAACUCUUAUCAUCUAUCUGACUACAUUUAGACUUGAGUAGUCCAGGGUGAUUCCCGACAAACAGAGACCAAGCUGAUCUCAAACAUGAGAUGGAAACAGGGUGUGAAUGGCUUGAUGACAUUCAUUCAUUCCUUCCUUUUAAAAAUGGGAAGGAGAUCUGGUAAUUCUUCAGAUCCGAAUCCAUAUUCUAAGUGCCUUGGGGCUGUAUGCCGCCCACAUGUUCUAAUCUGCCUCCCAAAUCGGUCUGAGAGGAGUUGUGCGAAAGCAAGCUACAUUACAGAUUUCUAAAACCUGUCUGGAAAAUAGUAAGCCAGCUGCCAGGGUCGAGUGAAGUUCUACCAAGAGCCCGCCUGGCAGCCAACCACACAGAACUAAUGAAAGACAGCUCUACUAGUGGGCGGAAUGAGAGAAGGACAGGGAAUUGGCCAUAAGAUGUUGGCACUAUGCUUGUUAUGAAGACUACUGGCCAAGUAAAGUGAAGGACUCUGCCUCCAUAUUAUCAUGUGUAUAUAAUGUCAUGUCUAUGAAAGAGGGAGGCAUUGUCUCGUCCUUCACUGAAGUCAGCAAAACGUCUUGUGCCAGAACUGUCACUCACACAAGGCACACGGGACAGGCUUGGUUCCAGAGUUGGCUUAGAUGAGCUCUCCGAAAGAGCAGCAACCCCAGGCUUUCUCUCAGGCAGGAAUGGUGGCCAAAUGGCUUAAUCUGUGCAGUCGAUAGGAUCUUGCAGUGCCAGGGUUAUUUUUCCUCUUCCGAUGGACAGAGCUGAGAAAAAGUUACUUUUCUGGAAACUAGCUCCCAGAAUUCUCCUGCCACCAUAAGAAGAAGAAGAGGAGGAGGAGGAGGAAGAAGAAGGAGAAGAAGAAGAGGAAGGGGGAGGGGAAGGAGAAGAAGGAGAAGACUCUUUAUUUAUAUUCUGUAGGCAUGUCCGAUCGAUGAAAAAAAUGUUUCAAUUCUCGUUUCUAAAGUAGGGGGCGCCGGCGCUUCGAUAUAGAAAGUAUUUCCGAUUUUUUUCACCCAAAAAUUUCGGAUAUUUCCGAAAAUUCAUAAUGAUUCUAAAUGUUUCUAAAAUGGCGGACGCACAUGCGCUAUCGCUACACACCAGGCUUGUAUGGCAAUCUUCCAUGUGGACGCAGAGGACGUUAGCCCCCACCUUUGUGUCCAUCGUGGAAGCUUCUGAUUGGCUGGGGUGUGGCAAUGUUAGGCUGCUCUAAGCUCCCAUUCAAGGUAGGUUGCAGAAACAAAAAAUUUUUUAAAAUAUUUUAAAAAAUAUAUUUAAAAAAAUUGGGGGGGGGGGAAAUUAAUGAAACAUUAAGAGACAAUUAGAGAAUGGGCCAACAAUGGUUCGAAUUACAUUGCUGGUUGCGCUGUGAGACAAUGUCUCGGAAUGCGUAUCAAAAAGCGAGAACAAUCCGAAAUAAUUCCGAUAUACGAUUCAAAACGAUUUUUUGGACAUGUCUAAUAUUCUGACCUACCCUCGGGGAGUCAGCAUUUACAUACAUCAGCAAACAUUUAAUGCCUUUACAACCAUAUACAAUGAGACACAAACAAAGGCAAAGGCUUCUCCUUUCGUUUCCGGCUUCUCCUUUCGUUUCCGGCUUGAAAGCAUGAAAGCAUUUCUCUGGCCUCUAACCUCCCUCUUGUUUGCGAUUCUCACACUCCUCCAAACCCUGAAUUCCAAACGGUCAGCUCGAUCCAAGGAGCCCGUUUCAUCAAGGUCAGCCUGCUCGUUAGUUUGCUGAGCCUCGUUAUCAGACUGAGAACUGUCCUCCUUUUCCAAGUCAAUGUGCACCUGGCUAGUUUCAGUAUCAUCAACAUCAUUCCUUGCUGUGGGAAAAUGAACUUGCACUCUCUGUUCCUCAUCUUCUACAACAGGGACAUUUUGUACCUGAUUUUGAACCUGAAUCCCAUCAUCCUCAUCAGAGUCAAUCUGAGGUUCCAGCUGAGUCACAACAAUAGAUUCCUUCCCUUCCCAGUAAGCUCAUGCAAAAGCAAACUGCUGCAGCUUUUCCGUCUGUGAAAUGCUGAAGGGGAAUAUGUGACUGUCUGAGCCUUCCAUCACUCCUCUGACUUUUAGAUCUCUUUUUUGAAAAUGUCCAAUCUCUGGAUUUAAUUUCCCAGAAUAAUCUAUAGUAGUGCUAAAUGGAGGGAUUCUCACUACUGCUGGGACUCCACCAAUCCAAGAAGCAAGCCCUUAAGUGGAUAUGGGUAUAGCCUUCUCUUUCCAGGAGUGAUCAGUCUUCUGGAAGCUAUGGUGUUCUGAUCUUCAUAUUAAUAAUAUACUUUAUUUAUAUUCUGCUCUAUCUCCCCGAGGGGACUCAGGGCGGAUUACAGAACACAUUUACGGCAAACAUGCAAUGCCGUUAUACAAUUAACAUAGACAGACAAUACAUAAACAGAGGUAAAGGCUUUCCCUAUCUUUUCCAUUUCCAGCAUCUGAAGGCUCUGCUUGACUCUGACCACGAAAAGAGGGGUGUUGUUGCUCCAUCUUCCAUGCCGAAGAGUUUUGUCAUCCUUAGACAUCCUCCCGCUUUAACCACUGGCAUGUCCUUUUGGGCACCUUUUAUCACCUCCCUGCUUUAAAGCGGCACCUAUUUAUCUACUCACGUUUCUGUUUUCAAUCUGCUAGAUGGGCAGGGAGCUGGGGCUGAUGGCAGGUGCUCACCCCGACCUGGGCUUGAACUGCCAACCUACUCACAUUUCUGUUUUCAAUCUGCUAGAUGGGCAGGGAGCUGGGGCUGAUGGCAGGUGCUCACCCCAACCCGGGCUUGAACUAUCAACCUACUCACAUUUCUGUUUUCAAUCUGCUAGAUGGGCAGGGAGCUGGGGCUGACGGUGGGUGCUCACCCCAACCUGGGCUUGAACUGCCAACCUACUCACAUUUCUGUUUUCAAUCUGCUAGAUGGGCAGGGAGCUGGGGCUGACGGUGGGUGCUCACCCCAACCUGGGCUUGAACUGCCAACCUACUCACACUUCUGUUUUCAAUCUGCUAGAUGGGCAGGGAGCUGGGGCUGAUGGCAGGUGCUCACCCCAACCCGGGCUUGAACUGCCAACCUACUCACAUUUUUUUUGCAAUCUGCUAGAUGGGCAGGGAGCUGGGGCUGACGGUGGGUGCUCACCCCGACCUGGGCUUGAACUGCCGACCUUUCAAUCGGCGGGAUUUUCUGCAUCUUAUCAAUAUAGCCGACUAUGCUAAGCUCAGCAUCAUAGUUGUAGUUCUCCAAAUGCAGACUAAAAGUGGAUCAAAGCCAGGCUUAAUUCGAGCACCUAUACAUUUGUUUUGCACUAGUUGACUUGUCCUUUAAUUGUAGGGCACUUAGUAUUAUUUUAGAGCUGCUUCACUCACGGCCUUUUCAAAUGUUUCUGUCAAGGUGGCUUAUACUUAUUAUCCAAAAAGACAGUACUGUGAACAUUGUCUUUUGGAAAGGAUGUAGUUCGCACAUGUUAGCUCUUCUAUUGAAGACUGAAGUACAGUACAGUCUCACUUAUCCAAGUCUCGCUUAUCCAAGCCUCUGGAUAAUCCAAGCCAUUUUUGUAGUCAAUGUUUUCAAUAUAUCAUGAUAUUUUGGUGCUAAAUUCAUAAAUACAGUAAUUACAACAUAACAUUACUGCAUAUUGAACUACUUUUUCUGUCAAAUGUGUUGUACAACAUGAUGUUUUGGUGCUUAAUUUGUAAAACCAUAACCUAAUUUGAUGUUUAAUAGGCUUUUCCUUAAUCUCUCCUUAUUAUCCAAGAUAUUCGCUUAUCCAAACUUCUGCCGGCCCAUUUAGCUUGGAUAAGUGAGACUCUACUGUACCACGAGUGAUCUUUAGGUUGGAUUUGGCUGUCGUAAGCCUGAAAGCACAGACAACUUCCUAUCUCCUUUGAUGUAAUUUUUGUCAAGUGUUGAAAAAUCAAGGGGCGUACACAUGCGUGAACCAAAAAAUCAUACAGAUCCAUUUUGGUGAGAAGCCAGGAUUAAUUACAGGUCUUUUUACAAGUAUAUAGUCAGCUGCAGACCCAGAUCUGUUGUCAUGUCAUGUGUGAACAAGAUAGAAUUUAAUCUAGUUCAGAACUGAAGGAAAUACUUCUUGGGCCUUUCCACAUAGCCAUAUAACCCAGAAUAUCAAAGCAGAUAAUCCACAAUAGAGUCUCACUUAUCCAACAAUUAAUAAGUGUGUUUUUAUUCUUUUUGGUUAAUGUGCAAAUAUUACAAUUGGUGCAUGUUAGUUUAUUGAUGUAUAUUGUAUAUUGUUAUUGUUUUGUAUUUGAUAUUUCUGUGAGUCCCCUCCGGGGGAGAUGGUGGCGGGAUACAAAUAAACAUCAUUAUUAUUUGCCAACGUUUUUACUAAUCCCGAUGGCGUCCAGGCACUUGAUGAUCCAGCUGUGUGGGAGUGAUCAUCAUCAUCAUCAUCAUCAUCACUAUUAUUUUAUUAUGAUACAGCAAACAAAAUAAGAUAUGCUGGAUAGUAAUGCUAAAGUAGUAAAACGAAAUCCAGUAUUAUUAAUAUAAUAAUAAUAAUAAUAAUAAUAAUAAUUAUUAUUAUUAUUAUUAUUAUUAUUAUUGUACGGGCUGGCAGAAUGUUGGAUAAGCGAAAACGUUGGAUAAUAAGGAGGGACUAAGAAAAAGCCUAUUAAAUGUCAAAUGACAUUAAGAUUUUACAAAUUAAGCACCAAAAAAUCAUGUUUUACAAGAAAUCGACAUACACAGUAACAUUGUGUAGUAAUUACUGUAUUUACGAAUUUAGCAUGAAAACAUUGCAAUGUAUUGAAAACAUUGACGAAGAAACAUUGGCUACGAACAAAUUGACUACGAAUAAAGACAGAAUUGCGUAAAAUGAACAACAUUUUUGGAAAUUAAAUCUCUAAAAAGUUCUGUUCUUGCUGCCUAGAGAAACAGCUGUGGAUCCGGGCAGGAGGCAAACUGUGUUGGAUAAUCCAGAAGGUUGGAUAAGCGAGACUCUACUGUAUCUGCUUUGGACUGGAUUAUAUGAGUCCAUGCUGUGAUAUAAUCCAGUUCAAUGUGGAUUUUAUACAGCUGUGUGGAAGGGGCUUUGGUAUGUUUACUUUUGUGUUUUUAAAAUUAGUGUUGAAGAAUGGUCUUGACAUGUUUCCGAAGCUUCUUCUGUACAAACCUUGGCAAGAAUCUCACGGUUGAACCUUGGUUGUGCUUCUUCUUGCAGAGCAAAACACUGUAAAACCUGUACUAACUUAAAAAUGUUUUUUCCACACACUGUCUUGUAAAUAAGAGUAACUUAAUGUCUCUUUUAGUGAAGGCAGAUGGAUCGUUAUUUUGAUUGCAAACAACAUUCCCAAAUGCUUUGUUUGGAAAGUUAUUGCAUUCUUGUAACCCAUUGAAAUAGUAAACUGUAUACUGCUGAUCGCUCUUAAAAACUGAGAAAUCUUUAAAAUGUGUCUAUUUUAACAAGA